AUGGGGAACACCGUGUCGGAUGAAAUCCUUUACAAGAAUCGCACUGGCGGCGGCGGCGGUGUGUCCUCUUCUUCACCCAGCGUCAUCUCAACGUGCGCGAGCGGCAGGAUCGACUCUCCCGAGUACAACGGCGGUUCCUCGUCCUUCCUGCAGGAGAUGGUUUUGUGGGCGAGGCAGAACCACCACCGGCUGCCGAAAGAGAGCGAUGUAGAGGGCGGGAUGGAGCUUGUGCCCUCUGUCACGUCCCUCCGUCAUCGCUUGAACGCCCUCAAAGACGUGCUUCGUACCUACGGGCGGACGGCACUUAUUCUGAGCGGCGGCGCCUCCAUGGGCACGUACCACACAGGCGUCGUUCGCGCCCUGUACGAGGCGGGUGUGCUUCCGGACAUCAUGUCUGGGAGCUCCGCGGGCUCCAUCAUCGCCGCCAUCAUCUGCACCAAAUCUUCAAAAGAUCUGAAGAAACUCAUUGAGGUGGACUUGCUUUCCACCGAAGUCCUCCGUCUCACACCGUUCGGCCAAGAUGCGUCCCUCGUGCAGAAAGUAAAGCGACUGUUCAAGACGGGCUUCCUCAUGGAUGUCCGCUCGUUGAUGGAGUGCAUCCGCGACCAGUGCGGUGACAUGACCUUCUUGGAGGCGUACAAACUUUCCGGACGCGUCCUCAACAUCACCGUCACGCGGGACAACCAGAAGGGAACCCUGUUCGACCGACACGUUCUUCUCAAUUAUCUCACGGCUCCUCAUGUGGUCAUUUGGAGCGCGGUCAGUGCAAGCAGCGCAUUGCCUGGUCUCUUCACCGCGGUCCAGCUGAUUGAGAAGGCGCCGAGCACCGGCUUCUUCCAGCCCUAUCUUCCGGGCGAGCUCUAUUGCGACGGCAGCGUCGCGCAGGACAUCCGCGCGACCGCCUUGCCCAGCUCUUCAACGUGA
Messenger RNA from Bactrocera neohumeralis, 924 nucleotides. RefSeq lists its product as uncharacterized. Bases 1 to 924 code for a protein of 307 amino acids. NCBI's taxonomy places the organism in Eukaryota, Metazoa, Arthropoda, Insecta, Diptera, Tephritidae. The record is from RefSeq and is a predicted model, not a curated record. Gene Ontology annotation, biological process: lipid metabolic process. The transcript has a single exon.